CCCCAUCCCCGACUUACUCUCCACUCCUUUUCAUGUCACUAGCACUCUAGCAUGGUUCUCGGCAAAUUUUGGAACCGCCAAUCUCGUUACAUACCCCUCCUCCCCUCAUCACCAAGUACCUACACCAACUCUAGGACACCUUCCCGCCGUCUCUGCCAUGUCCUCAUCAUCGCCGUCCUCGUAAUCCUUCUAUUCGCUGGCGUUGUCCACACGUUUGGAUCCCACCUCCCCAUUCCUUUGAACACCUCUGUCGCGUCUCCAUCACCGAGCCCUAGCUCCUCGCCAGAUUUUGAUUAUAAUACGUCUACAGGCAAUGAUCAUGAGGCAGUUGAUGUGCCACAGCAAGGUACAUCGUCCAACCCAGAGUACACGCCAGACUUCGACCAAGAUGAGGAUCUUGAGUUCCUUCGCGAGAUGGUUGCCACUACCAAGGGCUACUUUUCGCGCGAUUAUAGCCUUGGGUUAGGUUGGAACAAUAUGCGUUAUAUCAUCGAAGCAGCAGCUACGCAAGCCCAAUUGUUGAAUCGCACACUAGUCGUACCCUCCUUCGUCUAUGCUCGUUCGUGUGCAUACGCACUGCAAGUUUGCGCGGACCAAGCGCCCAUGGUAAACAAGGGCGAUGCAAUCGGCUGGGAUGAGUGGAGGGAGCUGCCUGAGGAGCAGCAAAUGGCCUGGCAAAUACCAAUGGGCGAGAUGCUCAACUUGACUCACAUGCGUAAAACCCACCCCGUCAUCCUCACCUCUGAUUAUCUUCGCCUCCAUAACAUGCCAGUAUCAACGGAGACCAGCAGUGGCUACUGGGAUCGGAACUUAUAUCACGCACCUUCAAACGGGCCGGGUCCAACUCUCUACGUCGCCGAAAAUGCCUGGUACGAUCCUGACAACGUUACCCGUGUGGAUGUCCUCACCGAAGACAUGAAAACACGAGGUGCAUGGGUCUCUGGCAGGGAUGAUGAACCUAAUUCAGGGCAAUGGCCGGACGCGGAGAAAACCUCUCUUCAGGAGACUCUUGACGUCGUUCUAAAUGACAGACAUGCUCUCCCCUGGGAUGAGGCUAGGUCACUUGUUCAAGUUUCGUCCGACGAUGACGCCGCUGUCGAGGAUGUUCUAACUAACAACGGAUGGGAAGUUGUAUACUCUUUCCAGGGCGCGGGUGGGAUGGACUUUGUCAAGCAUGUAGCGUCACCUGUCAAAGAAGCUGUGCCUCGCCAUUACCUGCGUGGUUGGGCGGAUGAUUAUGCGAUGAUCGACACCGAGGUUCUUGUGCUUGCAGGCGAGACACAUCUGUAUCGUCCGCCGGGCCAAAUGAGGUUUACCACGACGCAAUCGCAGGAGAACUUCGCUCGUGCCGUCCUUCAUGAAAUUGUUGCAUUGGACAAAGUAUACGACCUUGCUCGUAAGCUGGAUUUUAGAAUAUCUGAGAUGAACGAUGGACGUGCGUGGGUCGCAUCCCAUAUGCGCCGAGGAGACUUCGUCACCGCGGGGUGGGCAUGGGGCGACACACACGUUGCCCAGUUGAAACAAGUCAAGGAGAAGCUUGAAGAUGGUGUAACAUACAUCGAAAGCCACCCUACGGUGGAGCCCUACGAUAUUCCGGACAUGACACCAGAUCCAGCUGUUCAACAUCGCAAACCACCGCAGCAUGGUGACAAGUUUUACGUGGCGACUGAUGAACAGAAACCUGACAUCCUUGCCUACUUCUCUGACAACGGGGCGAUCAUGAUUUCUGACCUCCUGACUAUUGAGGAUAGACGAGAAUUCGGCUGGCCGAUCUUGUUUAACGAUAUCCUCGGCCUGGUGGAGCAGGCUACGCUUGCGCGAGCGUCCUACUUUUAUGGGGCUGCCAUGAGUUCCUUCUCCGGUGGCGUUAUCAACCGCAGAGCGGUUCUAGGAGCUGAUAGAAAUACUGGAAUAUGUGAAUAGUCUGGCAGCCCUUCGGCUUAAUUUUUGGGACUGCUGUACACGCAUUGUCAUACCAGUCAUUUUAGUACUUGGCAUCUGUGGUAGACCAUAAUUUAUACAUCUCAAUGGGCGGAUGAGAAGUCAGUCGUUCACUAGUUUGCCACAGAAUACAGAAUACAAUAUAAUCCGUUGAAAC
This is a messenger RNA of Coniophora puteana RWD-64-598 SS2, 2098 nucleotides long. RefSeq lists its product as uncharacterized. The record is from RefSeq and is a predicted model, not a curated record. The transcript has 7 exons. NCBI's taxonomy places the organism in Eukaryota, Fungi, Basidiomycota, Agaricomycetes, Boletales, Coniophoraceae. The coding region runs from base 52 to 1923 and encodes 623 amino acids.